AACAAGGAGCUUCUGGAAGGCCACUGGGGCCUGUGGACUAGGAGGCAGCUGCCAGCGGGAGGCAGGGUGGAGCCGGGUGGUGAGGACCCAGGCCCUCAGCUGGAAGGAGGGUGGGCUGGCCAGGACACUGCUGCUCCUGAGAUGAGAGGAGGGACCUCCGCCUUCUCUCCUGGCUCAAGCCCCAGUGUCCCAGGAGGUCAGACCGGCUGAGCGCAGGUCAUAGGCCUGCGGCUGCGCUGAGGACAGCCAUCGCCACGGUUACGUGCCCACCAAGGACCGAGGAGAAAAGGGCCUGGUUACCCAAAGGGGUGCAGGAGGGAGGGGUCACAGGUACGUCCCUCGCAGAGCUGUGAGCUGAGCCCGUCCAGGACUCCCUGCGGGUCGCCCGCCUGGCAGUCUGGUGGGCUCCCGCUGUGCCCCGCAGGUGGCCCGGUCUGUCUGAGCUUGGGCUGCUUCUCCUUCCAGGUUACACUAGGACGGGCUCCAUCUUUCUGGCCCAAACUCAGGACCGGCUCAUCUCCCUGAAGCGCAUCAGCUCGAGGCUGAAUGUCGUAGGCAUCCCCUGCGAGAUCGUCUCCCCCAGGAAAGUGGCCGAGCUGCACCCUCUGCUCAACGUGCACGACCUGGUGGGGGCCAUGCACGUCCCCGAGGACGCGGUGGUGUCCUCCGCCGACGUGGCGCUCGCCCUGGCCAGUGCCGCCUCCCAGAGCGGUGUUCAGAUCUAUGACCGGACAAGUAUUCUUCAUGUUAUGGUCAAAAGAGGUCAAGUCACCGGCGUGGAGACAGACAAAGGACAGAUCCAGUGCCAGUAUUUUGUCAACUGUGCUGGUCAGUGGGCGUACGAGCUGGGUCUGUGCAGCGAGGAGCCGGUUAGCAUCCCGUUACAUGCCUGCGAACACUUCUACCUUCUGACUCGCCCCUGGGAGACCCCGCUGCCGAGCAGCACGCCAAGUGAGGACUUGCACUUUGUUUUUACUCUUGUCUCCUCGCCCCUGCUCCGUCCUCUGCCAAGAAAGGCUUUCUGCUGA
Molecule: messenger RNA, 1028 nt
Organism: Capra hircus (goat)
Lineage: Eukaryota; Metazoa; Chordata; Mammalia; Artiodactyla; Bovidae
Product: pyruvate dehydrogenase phosphatase regulatory subunit, mitochondrial-like
Exons: 4
Coding region: 636-1028 (130 amino acids)
Cellular component (GO): cytoplasm; mitochondrial matrix; mitochondrion
Molecular function (GO): oxidoreductase activity
Source: RefSeq, a predicted model, not a curated record